AUGAAGGAUCACAAAUAUAUGUUAUCUAGACUUAUCACGGCGGACCCCGGUCUUCCGCGGCCGUAUACCAGAGAACCAUACUGGUUGCGAAUUCCCCACACCCUUGGAGAACACCAAUCCCCCACCUUGGCCCCGGACACUGAUGUUGUCGUGAUUGGCUCUGGUAUCACAGGCGCAAGUGUCGCGCAUAAUCUACUUGAAGGCGACGACACUAUCCGCGUGACUGUACUGGAAGCGCGCUCGCUUUGUUCGGGUGCCAGUGGCCGAAAUGGCGGACAUAUGGUGGCGUAUGGGGGCACAGACUAUGAUCUUUUGAAGACGAAAUUGGGAGUGGAGGAAGCCCUUCAAGUCAUUGAUUUCACGUUCCACACUCUUGAUGACCUCGUGACACUGAUCCGUCAACAUGGCUGGGAGGAAGACAGCAAGUAUCGAGGUGUGACCCGUAUCCGGACUUUCGGAGAUGUGGAGACUUUGGAAGCUGCCCGGAGAAGUAUUGCGGAGUUUGUCGCUCAGCGGCCGGAUAUGCAGGGGUUUUACAAAUUCAUUGACCCGGAAGAGGCCCGAAAGGAUCACGGGCUGCAUGGUGUCACAGGCGCUCUUCUUUUCUCGGCUCAUGCUUUGUGGCCGUACAAGCUUGUGGGCAAGGUGUUUGAACGACUCGUCAAGGAAUAUCAGUCAAGAUUUCAAUUGGAAACAAACACUCCGGCUUUGUCUUUGCAGUAUGAAAAGAAAUGCUGCUGCACAGAGCCUUGUUACACUAUAAACACACCACGAGGCGCUAUCCGAGCAACCCAUGUUGUCUACGCCACGAAUGGUUAUACGGGUCAUCUUCUUCCUGAGCUCCGGGGUCCGUUAUACGCCCAUCAAGGCUCUAUGACGGUCCAAAACUUCGGACCGGAAGUUCCUAAUAAUGGCGGGCAGUAUACUUGGAGCCAUCAUCAUCAGCCCCGCCACAAUCCUGCAACCACGACCACGACAUUCGGGACAUACUAUCUCCAGCAAAAUGCCGAAUCGGGGUACUUUUUCUUCGGAGGGGAGCGGACAACAGCAGAGCAGAGCCUCAGCACCGAUGAUACACUCCCUACACCGGGGACUACGCAGCAUCUAGAAUUAAAACUCGCGUCAUUAUUAGGAAAGCAGCCCAAGUCAGCUCAAUUGAUCAGUGAAUGGAGCGGCGUGAUGGGCUACACAGCGGACAAACUCCCGCUUGUGGGCCCGGUCCCUGAGGAAGUGAGUCACAGAAGCGGAAAAGGAGAAUGGAUAGCAGCCGGGUUCAAUGGCAUGGGAAUGUGUUAUGCCUGGCGCUCCGGAAAAGCAGUGUCGAAGACAAUCUUAGGCGAAAAGAUGAGCGAUUGGAUUCCCAAGGCAUUCAUGUUAUUGGCUGAGCGGCUUAAUCGGAACCUUCUCACGGAAGCCAGCGUGGAGGAGUUGAUGAGAUACUUUCCACCGGCAUCCUCGAAAAGAAAUCAGACGGCACUUCUUUAG
Molecule: messenger RNA, 1485 nt
Organism: Penicillium cataractarum
Lineage: Eukaryota; Fungi; Ascomycota; Eurotiomycetes; Eurotiales; Aspergillaceae
Product: NAD(P)/FAD-dependent oxidoreductase
Exons: 3
Coding region: 1-1485 (494 amino acids)
Cellular component (GO): cytoplasm
Molecular function (GO): oxidoreductase activity
Source: RefSeq, a predicted model, not a curated record